This is a messenger RNA of Gongylonema pulchrum, 246 nucleotides long. The record is from the annotation of a GenBank genome assembly. NCBI's taxonomy places the organism in Eukaryota, Metazoa, Nematoda, Chromadorea, Rhabditida, Gongylonematidae.
AUGAAGCGCACGGGACGGAAAUGGCGAGCGCUCAGGAAGAAAGCGAAUAUCCGAGCAGUAUGGGCGCAUGCAAGGAACCAUCAACAGGCCCAGCGACUGCUCUCGACAACGCUGUCCAGGAAAGAAGAAGCCCAAGCAGAUAUAUUUGAAACGGUGCCGGGAUCGCUACGAAUGCAGCAAGAGAAGAAUGAUGCUGUUGGCCUCAAACAUCCACAUCUCAGGCAUAUUUACCGGGAUAUAUCGUGA